Messenger RNA from Sycon ciliatum, 9817 nucleotides. Its product is annotated as neurogenic locus Notch protein-like. The coding region runs from base 121 to 8898 and encodes 2925 amino acids. The transcript has 11 exons. Gene Ontology annotation, cellular component: membrane. Lineage: Eukaryota; Metazoa; Porifera; Calcarea; Leucosolenida; Sycettidae. The record is from RefSeq and is a predicted model, not a curated record. Gene Ontology annotation, biological process: G protein-coupled receptor signaling pathway; Notch signaling pathway. Gene Ontology annotation, molecular function: Notch binding; G protein-coupled receptor activity; calcium ion binding.
GGCGUGUGCAGUGCAGCAGGGACACGCAGAUGCGACGAGUUGCCGGGCAGCUUUGUCUGUCAAUGCCAAGUUGGCUACACUGGCCCCCUGUGCGAGGUGGACAUCCGGGAGUGCGACAGUAUGCCGUGCAGGAACGGUGCAACGUGUACAGACCUGAUCGGUGCAUUCAGCUGCAGCUGUGCACGGGGAUACACCGGGUCUACAUGUGAGAGUGAUAUUGACGAUUGUGCAGGGAUGCCGUGCGGUGACCGCGGAAACUGCACCGAUCUCCUGGAUGAUUUCAACUGCAGCUGUGAAGCAGGAUUCUCGGGCACCGCAUGCACGAUCAAUGUUGACGAAUGUGAGAGCAACCCUUGUGCCAACGAUGGCACUUGUAUGGACCUGAUCAACGACUUCAAUUGCACCUGUUCACCAGGUUACAGUGGUGUGCGCUGCUCUAUGGAUAUUGAUGAGUGUGAUAGUAUGCCAUGUGAGAACAAUGGGACGUGCACCGAUCUGGUGAGCUCCUUCAACUGCACCUGUCCGACUGGCUUUACCGGCGCCGUUUGCCAGAACAACACAGAUGACUGUGCCGGCAAUCCCUGCCGCAACAACGGUACUUGUUUGGACGGCGUUGCUGCGUUUGCCUGCCGCUGUGCCGAUGGCUACGAGGGUGAUCAGUGUGAAGUGAACAGUGACGAGUGUGCUGAUGGGCCCUGCAAGAACGAGGCAAACUGCACGGACCUCGUGAAUGCGUAUAGCUGUGACUGUGCAGCGGGCUAUACGGGCGCCCAGUGCCAGACAGAUGUGGAUGAUUGUGCCCCAGACCCAUGUCGGAACGCUACAGCAUGCGUGGACCGUGUGAAUGGAUUCGCUUGCAGCUGUGUCAAUGGCUACACUGGUGAGCGCUGUCAGACUGACGUUGACGAUUGCGCCGGAACGCCGUGUGAAAACGACGCCACUUGCACAGACUCUAUCGGCACGUUCAGCUGCCGCUGUGCAAACGGAUACACUGGUGAUCGCUGUCAGACUGAUAUCAAUGAGUGUGAAGGUAUGCCAUGUGAAAACAACUCAUCGUGCGUGGACUUAGUCGAUGGCUUCAACUGCACGUGUGCAGCCGGCUAUGAAGGCAGCCUGUGCUCAGUGAACACGGACGACUGUGCUGCGUCUCCGUGCAGGAAUAACGGCACGUGCAGUGACGGUGUUGACGAGUACAUGUGUACGUGUGCACCUGGAUAUACUGGCUUGCAGUGCGCUACGGAUGUUGAUGAAUGUGCCAAUCGGCCGUGUGUGAAUGGUGGUACGUGUAACGAUGGUGUCCACAGCUUCUCCUGCAGCUGUAUGGAUGGGUAUAGUGGGCCGACCUGCUCGGAGGACAUUGAUGAAUGUAUCAGUGAGCCGUGCAUGACCAACAGCACAUGCAUAGACCAGGUGAACAACUUCACAUGCAACUGCAGUGAAGGCUUUGAGGGACGGCUGUGCGAUAUCAAUACUGACGAUUGUGCGUCAGACCCGUGCUUGAACAAUGCAAGCUGUGCGGACCUCAUCAACAAUGUCGCCUGCACGUGUGCGGAAGGCUAUACGGGGCGAUGGUGUGCGAUCGACGUUGAUGAAUGCACUUCUGACCCCUGCCUGAACAACGCAUCAUGCAUCAAUCUACGCAACAACUUCUCCUGUGCCUGCGCAGAGGGCUUCGAGGGACGACUGUGUGAUGUUGACAUCAAUGACUGUGCACCAAAUCCGUGCCUAAAUGAUGGCACAUGUACGGACCGUGUAAACAACUUCUCGUGUCAAUGUGCUGAUGGCUUUGAGGGCUAUCGUUGUCACAUUGAUACAGAUGACUGUGCUGAGAACCCAUGCAGAAACAGUGGCACGUGCAGUGACAUGGUAGCUGCUUACACAUGCCAGUGCAUUGCGGGCUGGUCUGGCAUGAACUGCUCACAGGACGUGGAUGAGUGCAGUCUGGGUGUGCCGCCGCUGACAGGAGAGCCGGCAUGCCACGCGAACGCUACGUGCAAGAACGUGGCCGGCUCGUUCUUGUGUGACUGCACGGCUGGUCUGACGGGAGAUGGCGUGACAAACUGUACAGAUGUGGACGAGUGCUUGUCACCACAGUUGCACAACUGUGAUGUGCUGCACAGUGCCGGUGGUGAUGCUGGUGGUGGACAGUGCCACAACACGCUCGCUUCUUUCUUCUGCUCGUGUGUUUCCGGUUACUAUGGCAAUGGUGUUCAGUGUUCGCCGUGCAAUUGUUCACUGGCGGGUACGAACGACACGGUCUGUGACCACCUCUCCGGACAGUGCCAUUGUAAGGCGUUCACCGAAGGACAGCACUGUGACGUGUGCAUGGAUGGCUACUUCAACCUGACAGCCGGUGAUGUCGCGGGCUGUCGGCCAUGUCAGUGUCACGGUAACGGCUCGGAGCAUUUCACUUGUGGCAAGACUAGUGGUGAGUGUCGCUGUGCGACGGGUUAUGCGGGUGCGCAGUGCGAUCAGUGUGCCGACACGUACUACGGCUUUCCGUCGUGUGUAGCGUGCGAGUGCAAUACGGCUGGCCAGUCUGGCAGUGCACACGGUGCGUGUAGUGCGGAAACCGGGGAAUGCUCACACUGCAAGACACGGGUGGAGGGGAGACGGUGCAAUGCUUGCCAGCCUGGAGCGUACAACUUGACGUUGACCAAUCCCGACGGCUGCGACCUAUGUGCAUGCAAUACUGCCGGCAUUGCCUCUGCUUCUGGUUUAUGUGAUCAACUGACAGGUGUUUGCACGUGCAAGAAAUAUGUUGAGGGUGCCAAGUGUGACGCAUGCCAGUCUGGCUACAGUGAUCUUCAACAGUCCAACCCAGACGGCUGUACCUUCAUUGACUAUUGUGAGACAGUAAGCAAUACGUGUAUGAACAGCGCCACGUGCUGGCCAGUGCGGGGCAACUUCACCUGCAGUUGCAGCGCCGGGUUCACGGGCCGAUUGUGUGAGAUUGAUGUGGAUGAUUGCAUGCUGUACAACGCAACACACGGCAGUGCAGCCUGUGACAAUGGCGGAAUGUGCGUUGACGGUGUUCACACGUUCACGUGCCAGUGUGCGAUGGGCUAUACCGGUGAGCGUUGUCAGACCGACACGGAUGAGUGCUCUUCUCGGCCCUGCCAGCACAGCUCCGCUUGUCUGGACGCGGUAGCGGGAUACACAUGCAAUUGUAUGGCUGGAUUUACUGGUCUGCACUGCGAAUCCGACAUCAAUGAAUGUGCCUCCGAGCCGUGCAAGUCGAAUGGAACAUGCCAUGAUCUGAUAGCCGAGUACACGUGUGAAUGUCCUGCAGGAUUCACUGGUUCCCAGUGCCAGAGUGAUAUUGAUGAAUGUGAACUGCUGGGCUACCCGUGUCUGAAUAGUGGCACCUGUCAAGACCAGCUCAAUGGCUACGCUUGCCUGUGUCCAACCAGCUUCAGUGGUCCAAAUUGCUCCGUAGAUAUCACCAAUUGUGAGGCCACGCCGUGCACGCUCAACACACAGGAGUGCAGGAUAUUGAUUACUGGCUUCAUGUGCAAAUGUAAAGCCGGCUUUACGGGCCACACCUGUCAGACCAACAUAGACGAAUGUGGCUCGGGGCCAUGUCUUAACAGCGCAACAUGCACGGAUGACGUCAACGGGUUUACGUGCGCGUGUGCAGACGGUUACAAUGGCACUCUGUGCGACGAGGACGUCAAUGACUGCUUUGACGGCGCGUGCUCUGGAAACGGCGCAUGCCAGGACUCGGUGAAUGACUACUCGUGCCGGUGCCAUCCAGACUUCACUGGCCGGCAAUGCCAGAGUGAGAUAGAUGAUUGCAAGAAUCACAGCUGCAGUAGCAGUGCAACUUGUAUUGACGAUAUUGCCAGCUAUGUGUGUGCAUGUGCCCCUGGCUAUACUGGCACAUUCUGCAAGACCAACAUCAAUGAAUGCCUGUCGAGGCCGUGCAAAAACGACUCCACCUGUGUUGACGGCACUGCAGCGUAUAGGUGUGUCUGUGCAGAAGGCUAUACCUCGGCUGACUGCAGUGCAGAGGUUGAUGCAUGUGAGAACGUUACGUGCCAUAACGGUGCGACGUGCAGGAAUGAACGUGUCCGCUACGUGUGUGAUUGUCCACAAGGCUAUACUGGCCAACAAUGUGAGACCCUGUUUCCGUGCCAGCGGUCUCCAUGCGCACUGAACGCCACUUGCUUCGAUGAAGUUAACGAGACUACACUCACGUAUCGAUGUCUGUGCCCGGCAUUCAGUACCGGUGCAAACUGCUCAGUGUCGGUAACACCCUGUGACUCCCAGCCGUGUAAGAAUGAUGCGACUUGUGAGGAUGUUGGUGAGGGCCACCAGUGUCUGUGCAGUGCUGGAUUUACGGGCCGGGAUUGCGUUACGCCAUUGCCAGCGUGCCAUUCCUCCCCAUGCCAUCCCGAUGCAAGAUGUGUAGACACUGCUAACAACACACGGUUCACAUGCACAUGUCCUGUGUUGCUAACCGGCACGCUCUGUGAGUCUGCGUUCGACCCAUGCAGUGCGCUGGAUCCGUGCGCAGGAAAGGAUAGUAGUUGCAUGAAUACAACUAACAAUACGAUGGGUUACGUGUGUGAGUGUAGCCUGACAAGAACGGGCAGCCAAUGUGAGACAGUUCUCGAUCUGUGUGCAGACGCGUACUGCGCUGCCGGUGCUUGUACGCAGUCGGAUGACGCCGUGUUCUGUAAUUGCUCUGUGGGCUUCACUGGCGAUCGAUGCCAGACGCAGGUGGAUCAGUGUGAAGCAAUGCCUUGCUCGAACAACGGCACAUGCAACAGCACGCUGAAUGGGUUCACGUGUACCUGUCCGGCAGGCUUCACUGGCCAGCGAUGCGCGACGGACAUUGCAUUUUGUUCCAGUGAUCCGUGCUUUAACCAUGGCACGUGUGUCGAGCACACGCAUACGUGCGAUUGCAGUGCAAUGUUCACUGGGGACAUGUGUCAGACCCAGAUUCUCAACUGUAGCGUCAUGAACCCAUGCUGGAACAACGGUACCUGCGUGCAGGACGGCUUCGACUUUGGCUGCAAGUGUCCCAAUUGGACGGCCGGUGAGUUCUGUGAGAUUGUGGCAUACCCGUGCCGGUCCUCGCCGUGUCUUCACAAUGCACCGUGUGCUGCAACACGCUACCUACUCGUGUCCGGGGCCGUGUCGGCAUCUACUGAUGCAGCACCGGUGACGUCGUCCAACUUCACCUGUGAUUGUGCUCAAGCCGACGGCCGCUGGAGUGGAGUUUUGUGCCAGAAUGAUGUGGAUGAGUGUGAAGAAGACGCACAUUCCUGCCAUGAGCUGGCCACGUGUAUGAAUACACCCGGUGACUAUCAGUGUCAAUGUCAGUAUGGUGCCACUGGCAAUGGCACACACUGUUCUGUGAUCACCUGUCCAGUCCCUGGUGCUAGCAAUGGCAGUCGAAUUCUCAAUGUCACUAGCCUGGCCGCUGCGCUCACUGUGGACACUCAGGUGCACUCGCAAUGCCUGGACGGCCACGUAUCCGUAUCUGGAGACACAGUGCGUACGUGCCUGUCAACAGGCAACUGGAGCGGUAUGCCGCUGGCAUGUACAUCGCAUGGCGCGAGUGUCCUCGACGCAUUGAGCAAGGUCGAAAUCACUUCCCCGGAAAUGGCGGAUGCUGUUGUCAACCAAUCCCUGGCCGUCGUGGUAGAUCCGGCGUCACUGUCCGACUCAGUUGUAAUGUUGGCAGUGUCCGUUGUGGAGAAUAUUGUUGCUAGUCAAGUGGCCAGUCCCGAGGCUGAAGAGAGGAUUGUUACCCUGGUAAGCAACUUGAUCGAUGUCAAUACCAGCCUCCUACGACAGAGCAAUACAGCUACGAGGUUAAUUCACAGCAUCGAAGAGCUUGGCCGCACGAUGGACUCACAACACCUGACCAGCAUGAACGUCGAUAUCCGUGCUGUCGCCGUACAGUCCGACAGCACCUUUGAGGGUCUGCAGUACUCCCAAGCACAAGCUGACAGCUUCACGGCAUCGAGUGGUGGUGUGCGGCCACCAAGCGAGUCGGGAGGUGGCGAUGCAUUCGACGUCUCAAUAACUAUCCCACCGGGACUGUGCCGCCAGGAGUCCAUCCAGUGUGCAGGUCAAUCCAUUGUCUUCAUUUCAUAUGCAAGCGAUAAGUUAUUCUCCGAUGGAACGCUUGAAAACCGCUCGUUACAGCUUCAGCACGGUAUCAUAUCCGCUUCAAUAGGAAACAUCAGCGUCAAGCAGCUCUCCGAAGGAAAUGAAGUGUCGGUGAGCUUCAAGAAAUCCGCCAGCGAAGGCAGUGCUUCAUCUGAAUGUGUAUACUGGGAUUUCUCUGCUAAUGGUGGACGCGGUGGUUGGAGUUCAGAAGGCUGCCGUUACGCCGAGGCCAGCCUGCAGGCUGGUGUACAUACCUGCCGUUGCUCUCACCUCACUAACUUUGCUUUGCUGCAGUCGGAAUCGGUGAUUGAUGGCAAGUUGGCGCCGGUCUCAUUCGCUGUCAUGGUGGUUGGCUGUGCCGUCACACUGGCAGGAGCUCUGGCAACCAUGAUGGUAUUCAUCUGCAGUAGGAUGCUGCGCACAUCCGAGUUUGGCCAGGUUAUCCUUCACCUGAGUGCCGCACUGCUGAUGUUGUGUAGCGCAACGGUGGGCGUAGCAUUCAGCACGCCCGACACGGCACGGGACACUCGCAGUGGCGCCUGCUCUGCAUUCGCAGUGCUCGUCCACUACUUCUGCUUGGCCCUGUUUGCCUUCACAAUCGCCGACACGUACGCAAUACACCAGCGCAUCGUCGAUGUCUUCGGCAGAGCCACCAAGCACUUUGUCUGGAAGUCGGGCCUCGUCGGAUGGGGUGUUCCUGCACUGAUUGUUGCUAUCACGGCAGGAGUGGACGACGGGGCAUAUAGAGACUCCUCGUUCUGCACAUUAUCAUCACCAGCAUUCUAUGGUGCUUUGUACGGCCCUGUCAUCCUGGCCAUUACCAUCAAUUCUCUAGUCUACAUUGUCAUCUUCGUGGAGCUUCUUAGAGAGCGUCGCCAGCGUAACUCCUACCAUGUCAACAGGGAGCCAAUAUCUCACCGAAAGGACGACAAAUCGCAUCGCAUGCGCUGGUCGCUCUUCCUUCGAUCACUGUGGCUGAACGUGAUUAUCGCACUGACUUGGCUGGUGGGCUUACAGGCGAUGGGUAGCAGUUCUGCCAUGCUGCACUAUGCGUUCACGGUGUGCGGUGUCCUGCAGGGCGCUUGCCUGUUCAUUGUCCACUGCUAUAUGAGCAAGGACAGUCGCAAGGAAGCAAAGCACACCGUAAACCGCAUCGCUGACAAAGUGACUGCUGCGUCCAAGCAGUUUGAUCUAACUGCUGAGAAGACAUUGUCUCAGCCGCACUGUCAGCUACAGAAUGCUGCCAGCUUGGCUUCAGUCGUGUCCAGCGAUCUCUCCGUUGGCAGCAUGGAGAUGAGGAGGCUGAGUCCACUGGGUGCAUCUGAUACAAACAUUAGCCAGGCGCCUGUCCCCGGUGUUGUAUCUGCCCCCAUUCCUCAGUCAUCCCUAGUUAUUGUGAAUAAUGCCCUUUUCGGCUCGUCUCCGUUGUCAUCCAAUAGCUCGCAGCUAUCGGAGGUAGACAUCGAUGAAGCAGUCAAUCAGCACACUACACACAUUGACAUCGAUGAAGCUAUUCGCCGCCGGUCUGCUACGCUGGCACCUCAACGCACUGUUCCUGCAGCAAGAACACCUCAGGCACAGUUAUCUGCCACCAGCUCGCCGAAAGUACAGAAGAAGCUACGCGGUGCACUAAAGAAAGCCUCUGGUAGCCGCUCGGGUAGCCUGAAACGCCUGCGUAAGAAGUCGGUAUCGUGGAAGCUUCAAUCAGACCAUACUGUGAAUGACAACGCAGCAGUGGACAGUGGUGACGACGCUCAUCAGAAACAGCCAAAGCAUCAAACGCCAUCCAGUCUAGGUGGCAGACGUGCCCAACGCCAGAAACUCCAAGGAAAUGACAGUAACAUGAAGCAGCCAACGGCUAGAAGCUUCGGGUCAGCUAACAGCCACUCCAAUGGCGUGUCGACGAAGGAUAAACCUCCCAAACAGUAUCCGGACAAGUACACGAUUCACAACAGCUGGUCAGGUCAUGGCAAACUACCUGUGCUCACCAAACUAUCUGCUGACAAGAGAUCACCAAAGGCGGAUGGAAGCGCAGCCAGUGGUCAGUCUCUGCCACCUCAGCGUACACCCCCUACACUGCGCACCAAGCCCAACAAGGGCCGCAGGACAUCGGCAAACGGCCUGGGAGGUCUGGCCGGCUGGCAAGCAAACAGCAACGGCUCUACCGGUCAGAAUGGUGCUUCGGCGACUGCAGCGCCCCAUCACCGUCGCCGAGUGUCACCCCUGCCCGUCUCCAUUAUGAAGCGCUUGUCUGUGACCAGUGACCUGGAGGUGCCCAACUCUGGCCUGAGUACUCCUGCUGGUACAGCUACGCCUGGCUUGCACUGGAAUGUCAGUCGAUCGCCUGAACCGUCCGUACUGGAGAACAGUGAUGAUAGCUGCAGUAGCAUGGCACCUAGUGAGGAUGAGGACGCAAGCGGAUCAUCAGACACGUGCAAUGACACGAUUUCCAGUGCGAGCGGGCAAGGCUCACUACGUCCAACACCGCUCUCUGACUCAAUCCUAGCCCCGGCUGAAAAUGGCGAUGCCACUACAGCAUCUGCAGCGGCCACAGCUGCUGCUCAGAACUGGGCUUUCGGCCAGUCGGUUGUUGAGCGACUGCAAAGCCAUCCGGUCGUGGAUGAUGUUUUUGGUGAGACGACCAGUGAGGCAACAAUCACUCCCGAUUUGCAGUUGACCAAAGGGGACACUGUCAAUGGGAGCCAGGGAGCUGGCGAUCGCUCUGGUGCGGACUGGCGCUAUCACACUACUUGUAUAGACACUGAGCUGUGAUGUGAUGAGCCGAUGUGUGUGUGUGUGUGUGUGUGUGUGUGUGUGUGUGUGUGUGUGUGUGUGUGCGCGUGUGUGUGCAUGUGUGCGUGUGUGUUUUCGUGCGCGGAUGUGUGCCUGUGGCUGAAUAUUCCCAAGUGUGUACUUCUUCUUGAGGCUCUGUAUCAUAUCUCCUUCUUCCUCGCUCCCAUCAUCCUUUUCCCUCCCUUUCAUCACCUCCCUUCUCUCUUCCUCGCAUACUCAUACCCCCCGUUGAGACCUUACCAUUGAGGCAGAGUUGUUCAUCUUGACUCUGUGAGAGAACUCUGCCGCUUUACUUACACCUGACCCACUGACUUUAGAUGUUGAAAUAUAUUUUAUGUACAAUGUAUAAGGGGACAGGUUAAAAAAAGGCAUGAUUGCUUCUUGCAUGCCUAUUUUGAGUGGAGAACAUUUUGUAUCCGGAUAGCCGGAUAUUUCAGUUCUUUACCCCGUGGUGUAUACACGUACAUAACGUUUGUAUUAUUAUCUCUAAAAGGACGAAUGGAAAGUCCCCGCCACGUUCUCCAUGCUCCAUCUCAGAUUGCUUGCGCUGUAUUAGGAAAAUGUUUAUUUAUGUGGUAGCGGAUCGCUGCUUCCACUUCUUGAAUGCUCUGACACUGCCAUGAUGUAGCAUGCUUGUGAGCUGGUGCUGUAGCUAGGAGACAGAGAUAUUCUAUUAGCAGGAUCUUAUUACGAAAUAGUUUAUGUUUGUAUCCGUAUUUUUAUCAGUAUGAUAAUUAUAUUAUUACGAUAUUCAUCUCGUUUUACUUUGGCAAGUUUGCUUGAGUACUGUUGCGUUUUCUUCCUACAAAUGACAAACUUUCAUUUAUUGGUGCCGAUAGUUCUGGUACAUCCGUUAUCAAGAGUACAUUAACCAGAGUGUGCAGCUCUGGGAGAAUCA